Messenger RNA from Didymella exigua CBS 183.55, 675 nucleotides. Its product is annotated as peptidyl-prolyl cis-trans isomerase H. The transcript is spliced from 4 exons. Gene Ontology annotation, biological process: protein peptidyl-prolyl isomerization; protein folding. Lineage: Eukaryota; Fungi; Ascomycota; Dothideomycetes; Pleosporales; Didymellaceae. Gene Ontology annotation, molecular function: peptidyl-prolyl cis-trans isomerase activity. The coding region runs from base 1 to 675 and encodes 224 amino acids. The record is from RefSeq and is a predicted model, not a curated record.
AUGUCUACUUCUUCCACUGUCCUCUCGGCCUUCCGCCGCUCCACCGCGAACUCCCUCCGCCUCCAGGCUCCCUCCACCAAGCGCUUCUUCACCCCCUCUGCUGCCAACAUGGUCGUCAAGACCUACUUCGACGUCAGCUGGACCGGCCCCGAGGUCACGGUCGACCAGCGCGGCAAUGUCACCAAUGUCGGCCCUGUCAAGGAGCAGUCCGGCCGCAUCAACUUCGAGCUCUUCGACGACGUCGUCCCCAAGACGGUCGAGAACUUCCGCGCCCUCUGCACCGGCGAGAAGGGCUUCGGCUACCAGAACUCCAAGUUCCACCGCGUCAUCCCCCAGUUCAUGCUCCAGGGUGGUGACUUCACCCGUGGCAACGGCACUGGUGGAAAGUCCAUCUACGGCGAGAAGUUCAGCGAUGAGAACUUCAAGCUGACCCACAACAAGCCCUUCCUCCUGUCCAUGGCCAAUGCCGGCCCCAACACCAACGGCUCCCAGUUCUUCAUCACCACCGUCGUCACCUCGUGGCUGGACGGCAAGCACGUCGUCUUUGGUGGUGUCCCCGACGGCGAUGUCGACUCGUACAAGAUUGUCAAGUCGAUCGAGGCCUGCGGCAGCGGCAGCGGCACCAUCAAGUACAAGGAGGGCCCACCCACCAUUGUCGGUGCCGGUGAGCAGUAG